AUGUCUUCUUUCAAGGGCUCCGUCAGCGUCACCUACAUCGGUACUGCCACUGCCCUUCUUCAAAUCGACAAUGUCACCUUCUUGACCGACCCGUUCUUCUCCCCUUCCGGCUCAGAGUGGGUGCGCCCCGUUGUCGUGCUCAAGAACUCUCAAGAUCCCGCCGUUAAGCCCGAAAACCUUCCUCCCAUCGAUGCCGUUCUUCUCAGCCACGAGGAUCAUCCCGAUAACCUCGACGAGAUCGGUCGCAAGGUCCUCGAAGGCAAAAAGGUCUUCACAACCAAAGAUGGUGCUGUCCAAAUUGGCGACAAGGCUGUCUGCGCGGGCCUUAACCCCGGUGACAAGGCCACCCUCGUCGCUGGCGGAAAGACUUUUGAGAUUAUUGCCACGCCGGCAGAACAUGCUCCGCAGGGCGAGUGCAUUGGCUUCAUCGUCACUUCUGCCGACUUUGGCUCGACCAAUGGUCUUCCCAACGCCAUCUAUUUCUCUGGCGACACCAUUUACAACCAAGACGUUGCCAACAGCCUCAAAGGCUACCACAUCAGCCUCGCCCUGCUCAACCUUGGCAAAGCUGCUAUUGAAGUAGGGCAGCCUGAGCCUCUCGAGAUUACCAUGGAUGGAAAGCAAGCUGCACAGCUUAUCAAGGAUGCCAACAUUGACAAGGCCGUGCCCCUGCACUUUGAGGGAUGGGGCCACUUCACUGAGGGUAAGGACCCGGCUUCGCAGGCCUUUGAUAAGGCAGGUGUCAGCGAGAAGGUCUUUUGGCUUCCCCGCGGUGAGCGCAAGGUCAUCUUCUGA
Molecule: messenger RNA, 795 nt
Organism: Trichoderma atroviride IMI 206040
Lineage: Eukaryota; Fungi; Ascomycota; Sordariomycetes; Hypocreales; Hypocreaceae
Source: RefSeq, a predicted model, not a curated record